This is a messenger RNA of Pterocles gutturalis (yellow-throated sandgrouse), 1287 nucleotides long. RefSeq names its product potassium inwardly-rectifying channel, subfamily J, member 5 (gene KCNJ5). The record is from RefSeq and is a predicted model, not a curated record. Gene Ontology annotation, cellular component: plasma membrane. Gene Ontology annotation, molecular function: G-protein activated inward rectifier potassium channel activity. NCBI's taxonomy places the organism in Eukaryota, Metazoa, Chordata, Aves, Pterocliformes, Pteroclidae. The transcript has 2 exons. Gene Ontology annotation, biological process: potassium ion import across plasma membrane; regulation of monoatomic ion transmembrane transport. The coding region runs from base 1 to 1287 and encodes 428 amino acids.
AUGGCCGGAGACUCUAGGAUCUUCAUGAACCAGGACAUGGACAUCGGAGUUACAUCCAGAGAGCCUAAGAAGAUUCCCAAACAGGCUCGGGAUGAUGUCCCCAUUGCCACCGACCGAACCCGCCUCAUAUCAGCAGAAGGUAAAAAGCCACGUCAGCGUUACAUGGAGAAAAGCGGCAAAUGCAACGUGCACCAUGGGAACGUCCAAGAAACCUAUCGAUACCUUAGUGACCUCUUCACUACGCUGGUGGACCUCAAGUGGCGUUUUAAUCUUCUUGUCUUCACUAUGGUCUACACCAUCACUUGGUUGUUUUUUGGGUUCAUGUGGUGGCUCAUUGCCUAUAUCCGGGGAGACCUGGACCAUCUUGAAGAUGAGAACUGGAUCCCCUGUGUUGAAAAUCUCAGUGGAUUUGUUUCUGCAUUUCUGUUUUCCAUCGAGACUGAGACAACGAUUGGGUACGGCUACAGGGUCAUAACGGAGAAGUGCCCGGAGGGCAUUGUACUGCUCCUGAUCCAAGCUAUUCUGGGCUCCAUCGUCAACGCAUUCAUGGUGGGAUGCAUGUUUGUCAAGAUCAGCCAGCCAAAGAAGAGGGCUGAAACCCUCAUGUUUUCUAACAACGCAGUGAUUUCCAUGAGGGAUGAGAAGCUCUGUCUCAUGUUCCGGGUUGGAGACCUCCGCAAUUCCCACAUUGUCGAGGCUUCCAUUAGAGCCAAACUGAUUAAGUCCAAACAGACCAAAGAAGGAGAAUUCAUCCCCUUGAACCAAACGGACAUCAACGUGGGAUUUGACACUGGUGACGACAGAUUGUUCCUGGUGUCACCUCUUAUCAUCUCGCAUGAAAUCAACGAGAAAAGCCCCUUCUGGGAGAUGUCCCGCACCCAGCUGGAGAAGGAGGAGUUUGAAAUUGUCGUCAUCCUGGAAGGAAUGGUGGAAGCAACAGGGAUGACUUGCCAGGCUCGCAGCUCCUACAUGGACACCGAGGUGCUGUGGGGACAUCGCUUCACUCCCGUCCUCACCCUGGAGAAGGAUUUUUACGAAGUCGACUACAACAGCUUCCACAGCACGUACGAAACCAACACGCCCGUGUGCUGUGCCAGAGAGCUGGCCGAGUCCCGCCGGGAAGGGCAGCUCCUCAGCCACCUCCCCAGUGCCACCCUCCUGAGCGGAGGCAGAGAGGCAGAGACAGCGAAGGGGGAAGAGGAAGAGGAGGAAGAAGGCAAGGAGCCAGCAGGAUUGCAUGGAGCCAACGGGACAGCAGGAGAGGUGAAAGGUGACCUGCCUGUAUAA